UUCAAUUCUCGCUAUGACCUCAGCUCUCAGUUCAAUCAGGAACCAUAACUGAGCUCAUUCGAAGAAUUUUUGUUUUUUGGCAAAAUCUUCCCAAAAUUUUGCGUCUUCGUAAGGCAGGUUUUGGAUGGUUCUCACUUGUUGAAAGGGGUUUUGUCUGUGGUUACUAAGAGAUGAGACACACAAAAAGUGAGAGGGAAGAUGGAAUUCUCUAUAAGGAUAAGACGGAAUCGUUGUUGAUUGACGAUGGCAACUUUGGAGGAGGAGGCUCAGGUGGCGGAGUUGUUCUGAAGAAAGGACCAUGGACGACUGCUGAAGAUGCAAUUUUGAUUGAGUAUGUGAAAAAGCAUGGGGAAGGCAACUGGAAUGCUGUUCAGAAGCACUCUGGACUAUUUCGUUGUGGAAAAAGUUGCCGCUUACGUUGGGCAAAUCACUUGAGGCCAAACCUGAAGAAAGGGGCAUUUACUCAAGAAGAAGAGCAGCUGAUCAUUGAACUCCAUGCAAAGAUGGGAAAUAAAUGGGCUCGGAUGGCUGUACAUUUGCCGGGUCGUACAGAUAAUGAGAUAAAAAAUUAUUGGAAUACCCGGAUUAAGAGACGUCAGCGUGCUGGGUUACCUCUCUACCCUCCUGAAGUGUGCUUGCAAGCAUUGCAGGGGAGUCACAGUACCAGUGCAUUUAAUGGAGGGGAUAAAGGACCUCAUGAUAUCUUGCAGAACAACAGCUAUGAGAUACCUGAUGUCAUAUUUGACAGUUUAAAGGCAAGUCAAAAUGUCCUGCCUUAUGUUCCUGAACUUCCUGAUAUAUCUGCAAGCAGCAUGUUGAUGAAAGGUCUAGGUUCUCAAUAUUGUAGUUUCUUGCCACCAACAAUCCAUCGCCAGAAGCGUCUUCGAGAAGCUACAACCUUUUCCUCUGGUUACACUGCUGCCGUUAAAUAUGAAUACCCCUUGUUUGAGCAGUUUCAGGAUGAUAUCUUGGACAAGGCUGCUCGAUCCUUUGGGCUGCCUUUUCCACUUGAACCAGAUCCAGCAACAAAAAACUCCUUUCAAUUUGGUGUAUUCCCGGGUAGCCAUACCCUUUCAAAUGGCAAUUUCUCUGCUUCAGAGCCUGCUUUCGAGGCUGUGAAGUUGGAGCUCCCUUCACUCCAAUAUCCAGAAACUGAAUUAGGUAACUGGGGCACAUUUUCUAGCCCGCCACCAUUACUUGAGUCUGUUGAUGCUUUUAUCCAGUCACCACCACCAUCCAGCGGAGCAGAGCCAGAUAGCCUUUCACCCUGUAAUAGUGGCCUGCUAGAUGCUUUACUUCUUGAGUCAAAAACUCUAAACAGUGCAAAGAACCAUGCAUUUGACAAGAGUUCAAACUCGGCAACUCCCGGUGAUAUUGUUGAAAGUUCCACUUUCAACAUUUGUGAGACAGAAUGGGAAAACUGUGGUGAACCUCUGUCUCCAAUGGGUCAUUCAGCAACUUCUCUUUUAAAUGAGUGUAUCAGUGCAAGCUGCAGUUCGCUGGAUGGACAGCCACCUGCUGAAACCUUUACUGAGUCGCAUGUGAAAUCAGAACCAGCUGACCAUGUUUUGACCCCAGAGAUAAAAAACAAGUCUCCUAUUCGGUUGGAAAGUUGUUGCCCUGACACAUUACUUGUUUCUAGUGGGCUUGAGCAGGAUUGUGCUUACGAUAAGGACCAAACAAUCAUGACUGAUUCCAUAGCAACCCUUCUUGGUGAUGAUUUGAGUAGUGAGUACAAGAAUAUGGCUGCUGGAACAUAUAUCUCAAGUCAAGCAUGGGGCCUUGAUUCUUGUACAUGGAAUAAUAUGCCUGCGGUCUGUCAGAUGUCGGAACUUCCAUGAGAUCUGAUAUCUCAAUUGUAUGAACUUUGAAGCUUCUGCUCUGUUUCAUUCAUUGCAUGAUUUUUUUUUUGUGUGUAGUCAAGUCACAAGUGGACCUGAUCCAACGAAGUUCAUUUGGGGCGAGACUAAUAUGGCAUGAGCCAUGAAUGUCCGGUUUGUUGUGUUUGAUGUUUCUUUUCCUGUUGAACUGUUGAAUGCGUAUGCCGACACGGAACUCUUAGGUAUACAAAUGCAUUCAAGGCGUUGUUAGAAUUUUAGAAUAAUUGUGCAA
Messenger RNA from Hibiscus syriacus, 2112 nucleotides. RefSeq names its product transcription factor MYB33-like. NCBI's taxonomy places the organism in Eukaryota, Viridiplantae, Streptophyta, Magnoliopsida, Malvales, Malvaceae. The coding region runs from base 171 to 1841 and encodes 556 amino acids. The record is from RefSeq and is a predicted model, not a curated record. The transcript has 4 exons.